Sinocyclocheilus grahami is the source of this 7028-nucleotide messenger RNA. It is a transcript of the gene kntc1, whose product is annotated as kinetochore associated 1. Gene Ontology annotation, molecular function: small GTPase binding. NCBI's taxonomy places the organism in Eukaryota, Metazoa, Chordata, Actinopteri, Cypriniformes, Cyprinidae. Gene Ontology annotation, cellular component: RZZ complex; cytoplasm; kinetochore microtubule. The record is from RefSeq and is a predicted model, not a curated record. Gene Ontology annotation, biological process: protein localization to kinetochore involved in kinetochore assembly; mitotic spindle assembly checkpoint signaling; mitotic sister chromatid segregation. The transcript is spliced from 57 exons.
CGAUCACCAGCAGAUGGCAGUAAUGCACGGAUAAUGCGGAAUACUAAUACAAAGAAGAAGAAGAAUUAGAAGGCGCCAAAUUUCAAGGCAGUGGGCGGGGCUUGCGUUCCGUCAGUAAUAACGAGCGCAGCUAGUGUUGUGUAAGCAUAGCUAACGCUACUACAGCAGUACUAUAAGUGUAGUGAGCUACAGCAGUACUAUAAGUGUAGUGAGUGCGCUUCAGCGGAGCGGCGAGGAUGUGGAGUAGCGUGGAGCUGCUCCUGAACGAGGAGACGAACACCGUGCGGCUGUACAGCGACGAGCAGGAGGCCGGCAGCGCGUUGUAUCAGGUGGACUCUCUGGUCAAGCUCUCGUCCUCACAGAAGGUGCUGUCCGACCCGAAGCUCUACGCCUCCAGCACUCCUCACUGCUGCAUCGUCGCCGCUGACACUGCUGUGGUUCUGUUUGAUCCCAGCUUUCAGACGGUCCUCAUUCAUCUGUAUUUUGACACUGUGGUGGAUGCAGUCGCGGUGUGCCCCCAAGCGCAGUUUCUUCUGGUGGGAGAGAGGAAUGGGAGUCUGCACAUCAUCUAUGUCCCUCUGAAAAAGACCGUGCUGACCAAAACUCUGCUCAAACCAAACCCCUCUGAUGGCGCGGAGACCACCUUCAAGAGCCUAAUCCUGCACGAGACCCCUGCUUCUGAAGGAGUGUAUGAUCUCUUUUUCAUUGUUAAUGAUGGUUUCCUCCACACAUCAAAUGUUGCCUUGGGAAAAAUCCAGAGAGCCAUUGAAAACAUGGAUCUAGUGGCCUUAAAUAAGAUCCAAGAUGAUAUUCUUAUGAACUUCUGCUCAACUACAGAGAUUCAUGAAGACGGCUGCAACUCGGCGAGUCUGGUCUGUUUGGGAAGCACAGUCCACCUUCUGAUUGGAGCUGUUGGUGUCAGUGCUCUGUCACUUUGGACCAUGGGCCCCGAGCAGAAAUCAUUGUCUCUCACAAAACUCCUCGACUCUGCUUUAGUGUCAGAGGUGAAGAAGAUUCAAGUUGUGGAUAAUUUGAUGUAUGUUCUAAACAAUGAGGGCAUGCUCAGCUUGCUGGACUUUCACUCAUUUGUCAUGCUUUGUUGCUGGCCGGAUCAACACGUUGAAGAUUUCCUGCUGAUAUCAGACGGGAACUCCUCAACUAUUACACAGCAAGAUGAAAACAGCAUGAAAAUCAUGUCCUUGGUAGUUGAAGAAAACAAGGGUCGUGCUAGGAAGCUCGUGGUUCAGUCGCUGCCUUCGAUGGAGGUUUUCUACUCGCUGGAAGUUUCUUCUGAGUCUUGGUUGAUCCAGAAGGGAGUCAGUAUGGACCCUUUCUAUUUGCUGGAGGGAGUUUUGGCGAACACAAAGAGCAGCCCUGAAGAUCCCGUGUCUACUGUUGUGAUCCGAUGCUUCACAGAGGCGCUGCCAGAGAACAGACUGAACAAACUCCUGUAUAAGCACAAGUUUGAAGAAGCGGAGAAAUUCGCCAAAGCCUUUGGACUUGAUGUUGAACUGGUGUAUAAGGUUAAGCUGAAUGUUGUGCUGGAGAAGCUGAUCUCCGCAUCAGGCAGUGCUCAAACCCUGCAGUGGCCCGAGCUCAUCGAAGAGGCCAAGACCAACCUGAUGAAGAUCAUGGACGAGCAGUUUGUGGUGCAGUACUGUCUGACUGCUUCUUGGCCUUCUCUGAGCAUCGCUGAAGACAUGCUGAGUUACACCUCGAACCGCUUCCCCUGCUGCCAGAUCCAGACAGCCCUGGCCAAGCUCGCCACCUUCGCUAGCGUCUGUGGACCUGACCGCUUUGAGGGCAUAGCAUGGAUUGAGUUCUUGAACAGUGUGGAUUAUCUCCGAGACAUCCUUGCUCUUCUGAAAGAGGGCAAUCUUAGUGGAGCACAGUACUUGUGGCUUCGACACGAGGGAGAGUUUUGCAGGGAGUUUGAUGAGAGCUGCCUGCAUGCUCUGCUGGGCUCCAUCUCUUCUGACGUCUCCUCUCAGGACCUGCGGCUGUGGUUUAAGGGGGUUCUGGUCCCGUUUGUGUGGAGAGCGCUGCCCAGCGGACGGAAAAUCCUCGCCAGGUGGUUGGAGCAACGUGUGAGGAAUCUGGAGUUAACAGAAAAGAGUGACUGGCCUCAUAAUGGACUGGUCCUGGCUGAACUUGGCCUGCCUUCCCUCUGGAUGUCUAUGGGUUUGGCUGAAAACUGUGUAUCAGAGGAAGUGCUAAACCUGCGGUCACUGGUGGCUAACCUCAGACAGCUGUGUGAGCUCGACUCCAAAUACAGCUGCCGUCUCUCACUGUCCGACUACGAAAGGGGAAGCACACGCAGCAUGGCCUUCCUGAUGCUGGAUAAGGUGCAGGCCCCGGAGCUGGUUCCUGCUGUGAUUAAGAGCAGCGUUCAACCCUAUGCUCUUGAGAACGGAUUGGACCUGGACCAGACCCUCUUACACUACAUCAAGGAGCUGCUAGACUGCUGCAGUUCUCAGAUCACUUCUCUCUUCACUGAAUGGGAGGCCAAAGCUGUGGCUGUGCUGCGCUGCAUGACCGACACGAAUGAGCUGCUGAGAGAGGGGUACAGACUGAUGGAAAUAAAGAAGCUUCUCAGAUGCUACGGCAUCCGCAGCUUAGCCCUUUCUAAUGCUCGUGAUGUCAUGAUGCUUGUGAGGCACAUCCUAAAACAGGACCUGCCCACCUCUCUCGAGGACUCGCUGAAGUUAAUCGAGGCCUACAAACUAAACCCCGCAGAGAUCCACCACCUUCACUGCAUCCAUCUCAUCCAGCACAAUAAGAGGGAGAAGUGCGUCGCUCUGCUGAAGAACCUGCUCCGUCCUGAAGCAGAGCUUGUGAUCGAGCGCAUGGCCUGCUGGGCAAGACUUGAACUUCAAGACAAGCGGCACGUUUCUCAAGAGGUCAGAGAAAGAGUGGGAACCUCACAGAGACUUUCAAAUCAUACAAAUUAUUAUGUUCUCUACAUUAAAAUUCUCAUUUUGAUUUUAACUGAUGAUGCCUUCAAGAAAACUGAAUGUGAGAACAAUCUGAAGAUGUUCACAGCCAUUGCUCAUCUUCAGGAAGACUUUGACAUCUUCUUGACCCCAGAGGAAUAUGAUGAUCCAGCCGUGAGACACAAGUUCAACCAGCAGCUCAUCACUGCAUAUGAGAACGCACAAGCAUGGCGGCGCUCAGGACGACCGCACCCUGACGAGGUGUCCAGCAGUCAUCUGAAGGACAGUGAUGCCGAUGGGAAGACGAAGAGCCUGUCCACUGAAGCGGGGCUCCACCGGCUGGCCAGACAGCUGCAGAAGACUGAGCAGGAGCUGUGGGCAGACCUGGCGCUGAGAGCUCUGGAUGCUGGAGACGUGGAGAAAGCCUUGCAGAUCCUCAGGGAGCUGUACCAGCACCACUCGACCUGCAGCACCGGACAGGUUCUGUUCAGCACGGCCCAGCGCCUCUGUCAGAUGCUGGAGGAAAACAUCCCCAUGGUUCUGCCUGAACAGGUUAACCUGCCUGCUGUCAUCCAUGGGCUGGCCUGUCAGGCCAUUACAGUCUGCCACAGUGGUACUGAAACACUUCCACUCUUCAUAUUCUCAUUAAGUGCAUGUCACUGAGCUGUCCUCAGUCCGCUUCAGCAGUUACAGAUCACUCAUGUGUCCUUUUAUUUUCAGGAAUCUGCACUGAGUGGUGAAGAGGAUGCAUACACUGAAUCUCAUUUCCAGGAUGUCUUUAAUGAGGACUGCAUUGUGCUGGAUCCAGUCUCAGUGCUUCCACUGCAGUAUAAAAUCACCAGGAAUCUGUUGCCACUGUCAGAAUCAAGGCUUUAUCCUUUUGGCUGUUCCUGCCUGUCAUACUGUGAUCUCAAAGUAGGCACUGAUUUGGUUGGGCCUUUGCUCAAUCCCUUGGCCUCUAUGCUGCAGAUGCUGCAGGAGUGCAGUCAGCUAGAACUGGCUCUGCGACUGCUGAUGGAAUCCUACGGCAGCAUAUUAAUGCACUUUGUUUCUAACAACAUGGAUAUCUCUCUAAGCAUGCAGCUUCAUUCUAGCAACCGCUUGGCCAGAGACAAACAGACUCUUGACAGGAUAGAGAAAACGGUUCUCUCGUCUGUCACUGUGGUUGUGGUCUCCUUGUUACAGAAGGUGCUCAACUGGAGAGUGGUCGACUCUGAUCUGGCCAUCGGGCUUUGUACCAUUUUGCCCAAGGCAGCGGUUGUGGAUAUUCUCUGGAAGAUGAUCGCCAGUGCCUGGCAAAAUUAUGAAAAGAUUAAGGUUGUUGCAAUGGUGGGAGCCCAUCUAAGUUUUUUGUAUAAGGAUGAAGAGGAGAGGGGGAAGUUUCUGUCUGUUAUCACUGAUGCAGAGUGGGGCGUUCAGCUGGGCAAGCUCGGGGUCUCCAUCCAGUCAGUGUUUAGGCAGUGCGCAGAGACUAAGAGAAACUUGAUUCCUACACUUGUGAAAAACAGGAACAUCACUCCUGACAUCAUACUGCAUUACUGCAGCACGUUUGGAUUGGACAGCGGUUCUGCAAUCAAUUUGUACAUCACCACUGUGCUGCUGCAGGAGGACAGGUGGUAUGAAAUGGAGAUUGCAGAAGGCGAUGCCAAAGCUAGCCUGCGGUGUGAGGAGUCUCUGCUAGGAAGAGAUGACAUGCUCGAAAGUGCUCUUCAGAUCGUUCCUCAGCUUGGCUCUACCAAAGACCUUGUGAUCAGUCUCAACACAGCCUUGACCAAGCUAAAUCCAUACAACUAUGAGUGGAUCGAGAGAGUGCUCAGAACUAUUCAGAUGGCGGAUGAGACCACAACCCUGCUACCCCUCGGUCAGAUGGUGGGAUUACUCCAGCAUUUGAAGUCGCACAGAAGGAUCUCGGCCCCCACAGACCUGGAGAGCUCAUAUCUUCUGGAGAACGGUCUUGAACCCACGGCUCUAGCUCACACCCGCCUGCCCUUUCAUCUGCUCUUCCAGAACAACCACGCCUUCUGGAAGACUGUCUCUCCAGAACUGAGUGAGGACACUUUACCCACGCUGCUCCUCAUCUGUAAACUAAUGAAGGUUAAUCCUGAUAAGCUGUAUGUUUUAGCUGUGAACCAUGUGUUCAAGAAGAGUCUCUUGCCUUUGCUAACGGAUCAGGCUAAGAAAAUCCAGAUGGUUGCUCCCAGUAAAGAGUUGUCUCGUGUGACUCAGAGUAUCUUUGAACACGCGCUGUGCAUCCAGAAUCUGGAACUUGCUGCAGCCACAGUCCAUAAAAUUGCCCAGGACCUUCCUGCAGGUGCACAAAAGACCGAUUUCUUGAAGUUCAGUUUGGAACUCGUGCACAAGUUACUGCAGUCUGAUACUCUGGAGCACAAUCUGCAGACUCGAGGUGAAGCGCUGAUCUCUAAACUGCAGUUCCAGUAUCAGCGGUCGGCCACAGAGAACGCUCUGCUCUCGUCUCAGCUCAGCUCUCCAGAGCUGCUGAAGCUCACAGGACUGCCGGGGCGUCUCAUCGUCGCUCUGUUUGAGCACAGCUCGGUGCUGGAGCGGAUGACUAGCCCUGCUGGCCUCUCCUACCCUGACAUUCACAGCGUGGCCAAAGAUAUUGCCUCCAUCAAUGGUGUCGAUCUUUUGAAGAUCCGGAACAUUCUUCUGGAGAAGUGGUUGUGUCAAACAGGGCAGUCGAAUGGCAAGGACAAUCUUCAGGACAGUGUGACUAAUAUAAAUGAUGAUCCUGAUCUCAUGAGAGUUGUUUACUUGCUGCAGAUGCACCCUAUGGAUAUCAGUGCUCGGUUGCUCAGUCCCAUCCUGACAGCACAGACAUGGCCCCUGGGAGGAUCAGGCCUUCGUUUGACCUUCGAACACCGCAGUCGAGCUCUGCUCUGUCUCACUCACUUAGCAGAUGCUGCCACCUUGGAGACACUUUCCAACCAGCCUAGCAGCAAAAUCAAGUAUUAUUUGAAGUGCUACAUGUACCUUGCCCAGAUGGAGGCCCUGAACAUUCCCUAUACCUUGGAAAUGUUCAUCAGCAGCCCCAAGGAAGGCAUGAUCAAGGGUUUAUGGAAGAACCACAACAAUGAACCUCAGGCUGUCCGGCUUGUGGCCGAGCUUUGUCUGGAGUAUGAGGUUUAUGACUUGCAGCUGUGGAACAGUGUCUUGCAAAAGCUUAUGUCGUUUAAUAUGACAAGCUACUUGCAGAAGGUUCUUGAAGCCCUCAUAGCAGUGCCCAGUCUUUUAGAGGGGCAAAGUCUUUCCCGGAUAUGGCGGAGUGUGAUUCAAGCCCCUUUCUUGACAGCCUCUCUGCCUCUCAGCCCUCGACAGCAUGAUGUGAUGUACAACACAUUUGUCCUGCUUCUAAAAUGUCCAUUUGUAUUGACGUUGGAUCUGGUUGGCAUCGCCAGGCGGUUUGCUCAGUUCAGCCUGCAGGCCUUCUCUCUGGGCACACUCUUGCUCAUACCUUGUGCCAGAAAGAAGGACCCACAGAUUCAAAGCUUCCUGUUAUCCUGCAACCCUACCCUCAUUCUGGAUCAGGUGGAGGAACGCAUGAGCACCGGAGAGUUAGCCGGCAUUCCUUCACAGAUUAGGGACACUGUGUUCACCUUCCUUUGUGGAAAUGGCAAGUCGCAGAUGUUGAUGAAGACCAAACACUUCACUUAUCUGAAGAAGCACUUGAUCUCAAAGGCUCAUUCUGAAAUAGUGCAGGAGCUGCUGAACUGCCUUGUGGGGCAAAAUGGUGAAGAGGAGGCCAUUUCUUUUGCCCAUGAAUAUCUGAAAUACAGAGAGCUGAAAGGAGGGCAAACGGCUCCGCUGAGCAACACCGUCUCUGAUCCUGUCAGGGAGUUUUUGGAAAAGGCCCUGGAACCCAGAGUUACACAAACAUCAGCAUAAAUAUUUGUUGUCUGUGGGUAACAUUAUAGUAUUUUCACUCAGUACAGGAUUGCACUAGUAAAAUAGUAUCUGCUUGCACAUUUUACAUUGAAUAUUAUUACAGUAUUUCAGUACAGAUGUUUUGUGAUUAUAAACAAGUGGAUGUAGAUGCAUACCUGCUUUACAAAUAAAAACUAUUACUUUUUUCCAGUA